Penicillium odoratum is the source of this 1029-nucleotide messenger RNA. RefSeq lists its product as uncharacterized. The record is from RefSeq and is a predicted model, not a curated record. Bases 1 to 1029 code for a protein of 342 amino acids. NCBI's taxonomy places the organism in Eukaryota, Fungi, Ascomycota, Eurotiomycetes, Eurotiales, Aspergillaceae. The transcript has a single exon.
AUGAGCAAGACUAAGCGGCUGGCUUCUCUGACAGCCGACACAUUGGAUCCAGAGACCUUCGAUCCACUCAUCCCCCGCGUGGCGCAGCAGGCUAUCACACGAACACCAAUAUGGCUACCUUGGCAGGCUCGUAUUCUGCCAUUGGGCAUGUUUUUCCGGUCGGGGGCUACAACUGAGCCCGACGGAAGUGAAUAUCCAUUCGCCUCAGAAACUGCAUUUGAUGUGAAUUCGCUCAGUUCUGCGUCGGUUCGGUUCACCACUGACGACGACAGUGGUCGUUUCCGGUCUUCCGAGGCUAUGAGCUCCUCGGCAUCAGCGGACCAUCUUAGCGUUGGCGUCGGGGCGGGGGCGGAUCUAGGCUUUUUGGAGGCUAGCGUCUCCGUCAAUUAUGACCGAGAAGUGUUGCAAAAUAGAGACUCUAACAAAGCGUCAGUGACAACCAGCUACCGAGCUGGCACUGUAGCGUUCUCCCGUCCACCUGAGCUAUCCGAGGACGCAUUUCGGGUCUUGCAAAAGGAGGGCAUGGAAGCGUUCAAGGCAGAAUUUGGCGACUAUUAUGUGGGGGGCUACCGAAUCGGAGGUGAUGCCUCGGUUCUUUUCACCACAGAUGCAAGCAGGCGAUCCGAGACGGAGGCAAAAAAAGUCAGCAUUAGUGUUAAAUCUUUGUUUGGCGACUAUCAUGAAGAGGACGCCACCAAUAUGUCAAGCUCGGAGGAGAAUUUUGAGGUCCACAUUAGCGCUUAUUCGACCCUCGAACAACUGCUCAUUGUGGAGACCGUGCAGACGGGAACCCCGAGGUUCCAGGCCGUGUUAGAACAGGGGCGUGGGAUCCACCGGCGAUCUCAAGACCUGAGAAAUUGCGUGGCUUUGGUUCUGCAGGAACUUGGCGUGAGGAGUGGGAAACGGGUCACGCCACAACAGUGCAGUCGACUAUGCGAACACGCACUUGUAGUGGAGCUAGUUUUGAUGCCCGUGGAAACGCUUCGACAAGUUCGAGCAUGGUCUAUUCUCCAGGAUUGUGAGGAAUAA